GUUUCUUUUCUUUUUUUUUUGGAACUAAUAUUCGGUGCAACAACAACACAACAACAACAACAACAACAAGUCAAGUUGAUCUUCUACCUGCAUUCAGGAUUAUAACACACCUUUAUAUUUCAUCAAUUUCUUCAAACAACAUUUGUAUCCAACAGAAUGCCUCAAGAAAGCAUUCGUUGGCAAGGAACUCAGAGGAGAGCAUGUGGCCCAGGAGCGCAAUGGAACGUUCAGGUGGUCAGAGGGAAGGUGACAACACGAUGUUUGUGGCAUGCCUGCAAAGCUCUUGGUAUUGGACUUCUCUUAAUGCUUUUGGGAGCUUGCAUGGCAACUAUAGGUUACUACGCGGAUCAAUUAUCAGUGGCACAAGAGAUAAGAGGUAAUUUGACGAUUAAAGUGAAAAAUGAGUCACGUGAGUUUCAUUUGAACAACCUCAGUUACGCCGGGCCGAUAGUCAUGGGUUUUGGAGGAUUUAUCGUUGUAGCUGUAUGCGUGAUGACCUUCGAGGCACGUGAUAGCGCAGCUAAAGUUGUACCGGCACGUUUUAGAUUCAAUCAAAGUACGUUGAAAGGUGCUAAAACUCAACGAAAUCGUAGAUCAACGUCUUGUCAAACGACUAAUAAUAAAUGGGAUCAUCAAUAUGGAUUAUUCAGGAUAAAUCGUAGCUUGAGUCCGAGCGCUCAAGAAAUUUCUCGAAGACAAUUGAAGGCUGAAUUGGUCAGAUUUUCACGAGAAUUACAGGAAAAAAGUUUAUCCCAUACCAUCAAAAAGAGUCCCAGUGCACCGAUUUUAAUAGAUAAGAAAUCACCACGUAGGGAAACACCACAGUAUGCUGGCUGUGCAUUUCUAAAUCCACAAUUGUUGCAGAGACAUGCAUUGUCCGUUGAUAAUCCAGCUUAUAGUCCACCACAAAUCAGUCGGGAAAGUUUGGAGUAUCCAAAGUUAACUGGUAGUCAAGCUUCCAUGGCAAUGGAUCUUCAUAUUCCUAAUAAAGGACCAGUUACGUUAAGGGUUAGAGAUCGAUCGGAUACAGCGAGACGACAUCAGUUGCUUCGUCAAACAAAAAUCGAAGACGUCGAGGAGACCAUGGAAUCAAAAAGGCCAACUUCCGGAUAUAUAUAUUCCCCAAGAUUAUCAGGUGUAUACAACAAGUAUCCCGCCGAGUACGUAAUUGGAAAAAGGAAUUCGGUGGACGUAAGAUAUUUGGACGAUUUAAAUACCCUUUCGUCGAGGGAUUCAUCAAAAGUAUCACCGCGAGAUUUUCGAAAACUAUCGUCCCCGAAUUUUCGUAAAAUGUCAUUGGACAGAAUAGGUGGUGAACAUAGGUUGGACAAAUCGAUGGGUCAUCGUAAGGCAAGUUUGGAAUUUAGAAAAAGUCCGGAUUUUCGUCGUGGUGAUUACAGAAAAUUAUCGGUGGACAGAUUUAGCGUGGAUUACACUAGAUGCGUAAUGGACGAGGUUGAAAUUAGAUCAAAAGCAAACAGCGGUGAAAGUUUGAAGAGACAACAACGUUAUCCUAAACUUCAUCAUUCCCGAUCUGACGACAACAGAAGACGUUCCUUCGAUAAAAGUCAAAGGGAAUCCCAAUCAAGUAGAUAUUCUUUGAACACUCAAGGUGCUACUGACAGUGCUGAUUACGAUUUAAGAUAUUUCAUAUCAACUUCAUUAAGCACCGAGGAAAGUCGUACGGAAAAUCCCGAUGACAGUCAUGGUUUUGACAUUGACGAAUCUUUGACAAUUCCUUCACCUUUAGAAGGACAAGCUGAAACUGAUACGCUAUUGGAAGAACCCGAAUUAGAAAAUUUAACGGAAAACGAUACGGAAAAUAACGUUGAUCGUUUUAAUCGUUGCGAGGAUAUUAAAAAUGUCGAUGAAGAUUUGAGAAAGGUUGAUGAUAUGAUGUUGCAAGAUUGGGAAAAUGUUUUAAAGGAAUCGGAAAGAAAGAGGGAAACUAUUUUGUGUAUAGAAGAUGACGAAGUUUGAAAUCUGUUACUUUAUUAUUAUUAUUAUUUGUUAUUUCUUUAAAGGGUUUUAGUAAUGUUUUCCUUAAUCAAAGAAAUAAGAAGACUUCAGAAUGAAUUAUACAAAUCGAUUAUGUCUUCUAGUCGAGUUUAACUAGUCUCUCAUUUUUUGAUCAUUGACAUUUGACAUGGUACAAACGAUGAAUAUAUUUUAAGCUGUAUAUAUAUAUAUAUAUAUUUGUGUAUUUUUAAUAAGUGGCUUUUAAAGGAACGAUACGUUGAAUAUAAGUAUAAAGAGAUUAAAUUGAAAAUAUUAUUUACAAUUAGAUAGUUGAUUCAUUAAAUGCGAGCCUAAUUUAGGCUGAUUGUGAGAUUGAAUCAUUUUGAGGACCAUUGAUUUAAGUAGAGAAUACAAUUCUGUGAUCUGUAACUCGUAGUAGCAAUGGUGUUAAACGAUAAACUAAUGGGAAUCGUGACAAAAGAACGAGCUUUUUAAAUUAAAAGGAGAAACAUUUUACAAGGUUUUAAUACUACCGGUUGAUACGGCCUUCGAAUUAAUUAUUAUAUCAUCAAUGUUUCAAAAUGUUCAAUAUUUAUUGUUGUAGAUAAAUUGUUGUAUAGGAAACAAAAAAAAGAGAAAGAAAGAAGGAGAGUAAAAGGUAAUGGCGGAGAUUAACCCUUUGUCCUAUCAGUUAACUUCCAAUUUGACCCAUUAUUGGGUCAUAAUAAUCAAGAAAUUAUUAUAAUUAAUAUUAGAUUUUAUUUUUUAUUGACAUGAUUCAUUCUUUUAAGGAUUUAUAAAGAAUAAUCUGUGUGAAUGUAAGGAGAAGUUUCAUGUAACGAAGUAAGAAAAUGUUGAAUACAAUUGAACCACGAGUCUGACUCGUGUUGAUUAUUAUUGGUCUGAAAUAUCACGGAUCAGACUCGUGCUUAUUGUUUAAGGUUUUACAGCCAAAUUUUUGAAGGUUUUUCUAGUCUCACUCGUUGUAGGACAAAGGGUUAAGUUGUACCAGGACUAAGGCCUUGGAAUAUUAAAAAGGGGUUCCCCAAAAGGACUCCUUGAAAUAUUGAAAUUACUUUUAUGAGAAAAAUUGCAUUUCUUUUUUACCAAUUGAUUUAAUUAUUGUAUUUUAAGGUACGCAAUUUUUCAUAGUUAUUUCUUUUCUAAUUUCAUUUUGAGGACUCCAAAAUUGUGAUUCCAAUUGUUUGGUGUCUUCCCUACUUAAAAAAUACAAAAAAUGAGGCGUGCGCAAAAGUUUGAAAUCUUUCAAGUUAGUUGAUUACUUUACUUUUUAUAUAAUCCCGAUCAAAUGAAUUAUAUAUUUAUCGAUAAUCAAUUGUUUCGGUGUCACGAAUGAUCAAACCUAACCUAUAAAACGGACAAUAAAAUACGCCCGAAUAAAUCAUCAUCACGCGACACACUUUUACAAACUUUUCCAGUCUAAAUAAGUUUGCCAAUUUUUUUUUGGUCUCCCCCCACCUUCAU
This is a messenger RNA of Polistes dominula (European paper wasp), 3444 nucleotides long. RefSeq lists its product as uncharacterized. The record is from RefSeq and is a predicted model, not a curated record. NCBI's taxonomy places the organism in Eukaryota, Metazoa, Arthropoda, Insecta, Hymenoptera, Vespidae.